AUGAAACUAGUUCUGUACUAUCUGACACUGCUGGGGUCCAGUUAUGUGACUUCAACCUAUGGACCCCACCAGAGAGCUCAGAUGACUGGUGAUAUUCUGCUUGGAGGUCUUUUCCCCAUACACUUUGGUGUUGCAUCCAAAGACCAGGACCUCGCAGCCCGACCUGAAUCGACACAGUGUGUCAGGUUCAACUUUCGUGGUUUCCGUUGGCUCCAGGCCAUGAUUUUUGCCAUUGAUGAAAUAAACAACAGCAGCACUCUCCUUCCCAACAUCACUCUGGGCUACAGGAUCUUCGACACGUGCAACACAGUGUCCAAAGCCUUGGAAGCAACUCUUAGUUUUGUGGCCCAAAAUAAGAUUGAUUCUUUAAAUUUAGACGAGUUCUGCAACUGCACUGAUCACAUCCCAGCAACCAUUGCAGUGGUAGGAGCUGCUGGAUCUGCAGUCUCAACAGCUGUUGCAAACUUACUAGGACUUUUUUACAUUCCUCAGAUCAGCUAUGCGUCUUCUAGCCGCCUACUGAGCAACAAGAAUCAGUACAAAUCCUUCAUGAGAACCAUUCCCACAGACGAGUUCCAGGCCACAGCCAUGGCAGACAUCAUUGAGUACUUCCAGUGGAACUGGGUCAUUGCUGUGGCCUCAGACGACGACUACGGGCGACCAGGGAUUGAAAAGUUUGAGAAGGAGAUGGAGGAACGAGACAUCUGCAUUCAUCUCAAUGAACUCAUUUCCCAGUACUUUGAAGAACAUGAAAUCCAGGCUAUGGCAGACAGGAUCGAGAACUCAUCAGCUAAAGUCAUUGUUGUGUUUGCUAGCGGACCAGAUAUUGAACCUUUGAUUAAAGAGAUGGUCAAAAGAAACAUCACAGAUCGUAUCUGGUUAGCAAGUGAAGCCUGGGCAAGCUCCUCUCUUAUUGCUAGACCUGAGUAUCUUGAUGUUGUUGCUGGGACUAUUGGCUUUGCUCUAAAGGCAGGGCACAUACCUGGUUUUAGAGAUUUCCUACAACAAGUCCAACCUAAGAAGGACAGCCAUAAUGAGUUUGUCAGAGAGUUCUGGGAAGAAACCUUUAACUGUUACCUGGAGGACAGCCCCAGACUGCAGGAAUCUGAGAAUGGAAGCACAACAUUCAGGCCUUUGUGCACUGGAGAGGAAGACAUCACAAGUGUUGAGACGCCCUACCUGGACCACACCCAUCUUCGUAUCUCCUACAAUGUCUAUGUCGCAGUUUAUUCCAUUGCACAAGCCCUGCAGGACAUACUCACCUGCACACCUGGACAUGGACUUUUUGCCAACAAUUCUUGUGCAGAUAUAAAGAAAAUGGAAGCAUGGCAGGUCCUGAAGCAGCUCAGACAUCUGAACUACACCAACAGUAUGGGUGAAAAGAUAAACUUUGGAGAGAAUGCAGACUUGGCAGCAAACUACACCCUCAUAAACUGGCACAGGUCUACCGAGGAUGGCUCAGUGGUGUUUGAGGAGGUGGGGUACUACAAUAUACACACCAAGAGAGGGGCCAAACUGUUCAUCGACAAAACAAAGAUCCUGUGGAAUGGAUACAGUUCAGAGGUGCCGUUCUCUAACUGCAGUGAGGACUGUGAACCUGGUACAAGAAAGGGGAUCAUAGACAGCAUGCCUACAUGCUGCUUUGAAUGCACUGAGUGCUCAGAUGGAGAGUACAGCAAUCAUAAAGAUGCUAGUGUUUGCAACAAGUGUCCGAAUAACUCCUGGUCCAAUGGGAAUCACACGUUCUGCUUUCUAAAGGAAAUCGAGUUCUUGUCAUGGACAGAACCAUUUGGGAUAGCUUUGGCCAUAUGUGCGGUAGUCGGCGUUGUCCUGACAGCCUUUGUGAUGGGAGUCUUUGUCAAGUUUCGUAACACUCCAAUAGUAAAGGCCACAAACCGGGAACUGUCCUACGUGCUUCUCUUCUCCCUCAUCUGUUGCUUCUCUAGCUCUCUCAUCUUCAUCGGAGAACCCCAGGAUUGGACGUGCCGUUUGCGACAGCCUGCCUUUGGGAUCAGUUUUGUCCUCUGUAUCUCCUGCAUCCUGGUGAAAACUAACAGAGUUCUUUUGGUAUUCGAAGCCAAGAUCCCUACAAGCCUCCAUCGUAAAUGGUGGGGGUUAAACCUGCAGUUUCUGCUGGUGUUUCUGUGCACGUUUGUCCAAGUCAUGAUAUGUGUGGUCUGGCUGUACAACGCCCCUCCUUCAAGCUACAAGAACCACGACAUUGAUGAGAUCAUUUUCAUCACUUGUAAUGAAGGUUCUGUGAUGGCUCUUGGCUUUCUCAUUGGGUACACCUGCCUCCUUGCUGCAAUAUGUUUCUUUUUUGCUUUCAAGUCACGCAAACUUCCAGAAAACUUCACAGAGGCCAAGUUCAUCACCUUCAGCAUGCUCAUCUUCUUUAUUGUUUGGAUCUCUUUUAUUCCUGCAUACUUCAGUACUUACGGCAAGUUUGUUUCAGCCGUGGAGGUCAUUGCUAUCCUGGCUUCUAGUUUUGGGAUGCUGGCUUGCAUCUUCUUCAAUAAAGUCUACAUCAUCCUCUUCAAACCGUGCAGGAACACCAUCGAGGAAGUCCGUUGCAGCACCGCAGCCCAUGCUUUCAAAGUGGCUGCAAAAGCAACGCUGAAACACAACUCAGCUGCAAGGAAGAAGUCCAGCAGCAUCGGAGGGUCCUCUACCUCAUCUCCGUCCUCGUCCAUCAGCCUGAAGACCAAUGGCAAUGAUUGUGACCCUGGAAAGCACAAGCCCAGAGUGAGCUUUGGCAGUGGAACAGUGACUCUGUCUUUGAGCUUUGAGGAGUCGAGGAGAAGCUCUCUGAUGUGA
Cheilinus undulatus (humphead wrasse) is the source of this 2817-nucleotide messenger RNA. It is a transcript of the gene casr, whose product is annotated as calcium-sensing receptor. The transcript is spliced from 6 exons. Gene Ontology annotation, molecular function: calcium ion binding; G protein-coupled receptor activity. The record is from RefSeq and is a predicted model, not a curated record. Gene Ontology annotation, cellular component: membrane. NCBI's taxonomy places the organism in Eukaryota, Metazoa, Chordata, Actinopteri, Labriformes, Labridae. Gene Ontology annotation, biological process: regulation of calcium ion transport; G protein-coupled receptor signaling pathway; detection of calcium ion. Bases 1 to 2817 code for a protein of 938 amino acids.